Molecule: messenger RNA, 822 nt
Organism: Colletotrichum karsti
Lineage: Eukaryota; Fungi; Ascomycota; Sordariomycetes; Glomerellales; Glomerellaceae
Product: duf602 domain-containing protein
Exons: 1
Coding region: 1-822 (273 amino acids)
Biological process (GO): mitotic DNA replication termination; site-specific DNA replication termination at RTS1 barrier
Cellular component (GO): nucleus
Source: RefSeq, a predicted model, not a curated record
AUGGGUAACGAUGGAGGUUCCAUUCCCAAGCGCCGCGAACUUGUCAAGGAGGCCGCUCGCGCGCUGACCGUCAGCGAACUCAAAGCCAACGCCCUCGAAUCGCUCGGCCAUGCGUGGACGCACGACACUGUCACAAACGAGCCUCUCGACGACAACGUUGUGUCAGACUGGCGCGGUCGCCUCUACAAUUACGAGACUAUUCUCAACGGUCUGAUGCCCUCCGACGACACCACACCGCCGAGCGCCGAUUCCAAAGAAGUCACAUUCGCCUCGACAGGCAUCAAGUCACUACGCGACAUCGUCAAGCUGAAGUUCCACUCGCCGGCCGGAGCGAAGAAAGCUACAUGGACAUGCCCAAUCUCUCUCAAGGAGCUGGGGCCGUCGGUUAAGGCGGUCUACAUCGUGCCCUGCGGCCACGUCUUCGCCGAGGUGGCCAUCAAGGAGAUCCAGGAUCAGGAGUCGACAUGUCCGGAGUGCAGCGAGCCGUUCAAGAGCCGAGAUGUGGUGCCGAUACUGCCGACGGACGAGGGCGACUUGAAGAAGAUGACGGAGCGGAUGGACGACCUCAUUACCUCCGGCUUGACGCACAGUCUGAAGAAGGAGAAGAAGGCCAAGGGCAAGAAUAAGCGCAAGGCGGACGGAGACGCCAAGGAGGAGGGCGACGGCGAAGGAGAGAAGCAAAAGGCGGCAGAAAACAUUUCGAAGAGGAAGAAGGACGACAGGACGAGCAACAUCAACAACCCAAUGGCUGCAUCAUUAACCGCGAAGGUCAUGGCGGAGCAAGCUGAGCUUAGCAAACGGAGGAAGGUGCAGGUCGGCUGA